This is a messenger RNA of Thyridium curvatum, 366 nucleotides long. RefSeq lists its product as uncharacterized. Gene Ontology annotation, molecular function: protein dimerization activity; DNA-binding transcription factor activity, RNA polymerase II-specific; RNA polymerase II cis-regulatory region sequence-specific DNA binding. Gene Ontology annotation, biological process: regulation of transcription by RNA polymerase II. The record is from RefSeq and is a predicted model, not a curated record. Lineage: Eukaryota; Fungi; Ascomycota; Sordariomycetes; Thyridiales; Thyridiaceae. The transcript is spliced from 3 exons. Bases 1 to 366 code for a protein of 121 amino acids.
AUGUCCAACUCGGCCAAGUCGGCCUCCCCCGAGGCAAGGGAUGGCAGCAACGGCGCCAAUGGCGACGGGCCCGACGAGAGGCCGCGCUUGACGGAGGAGGAAAAGAAACAGAACCACAUUGCCUCAGAGCAAAAGCGGCGGCAGGCCAUCAGGGAAGGCUUUGACCGCCUCACCCAGCUCGUGCCCGGCAUGGAGGGCCAGGCGCGCUCCGAGGGAGUGGUGCUGAAGCGCACCGUCGAGUUUAUGCGCGAGCAGCUCGAGGAGAGGAAGCGUCUGAUCGAGGCUGUCGAGGCGCAAGGCGGCCAUGUCGACGAGAGCUACAAGAAGUUUCUGGAGGAUUCAUUAAAGAACCAAGGACUGUCUUGA